UUGUCAACGUCAAAUCAAUUGAUGAAUUCAAGAUCAAGAUCAAGAAAACUGUGAUUUUCGUGAAGAAGCUAUUAUAUACAAUAAUAAAAAUUGAAUUUGUGAUAAAUUGUCGUGCAAUGUGUGAAACCUUAUUUUGUUAUUUUAGAAUAAAAUCGUUCAUCAACUAACGUGACAAUGGCCGAUACCCAAGUAGCGAAUAUUGUUAAUGAAAUUUUGGGGAUCCAAUUCCAGCGAGUGGAAACGGUUGAGGAAGCUUUCAGUGGUUUCUUGGUUCAUAAACCGGAGGAAGAAAAUGAAAGGUUAGCGAUGUAUCAAAAGAAGCUCUGCGCAGUUAUGACGACCAGUAGCCCAGAAGUGCAGGAAACUGCAAUUCGUCAGUACAUAACGCUGACUGCAGUGCUCACUAAUAGGUAUAGAAUGAAACAGCUUCUGGGUCUACUAGAAAACUUAGUAAACACAAAUGUGUUACAGGCAAGAAUGCUCUGUGACUGUAUACUAACAAAUGAGAAGCUUGUCUAUAAGAACAGUGACUAUUGGAUUGAAUGUUUUAGUUUAAUUAGAAGAAUUAUUGGGGGUGUUGACUAUAAAGGUGUCAGAGAAAUAAUGAAGGGAUGCAGGGAAAAGGCGCAAACACUGCCUAUGAGAUUAAACUCGAGCACUUUGCCUCAAAUGAAAGCAUUGUAUAAUGUGAUUGAAUAUAUUUUUGAUCGCAAUGCCUCCCUAUUGCCAGCAUAUUUCAUUGUUACAGAAAUUCAGAAGGAUUAUCCAGAUAAUAACCACUGGCCACACUGGAAAUUGGCUAAACUUCUGUCAACAUUCGUGGAAAGUUUUAAACCUUGUGCACAAAUGGUGUCCAUUAUUGGCCAGUCUCAAAUGCUUCCUGUAGUAGAGUUCUCUGGAUAUGCGGACCAUCUUGUUAAUCCAUGGCGGCUGGAUCCCGCUACAUUAAGGUUUGCAUUGAAAGGGAAUUUGCCCUAUGAAGAAGAGUUGUUGAAGCCACAGAUUUCAUUACUGAGACACGUGUUACAGCAACCAUACUCUAGGGACAUGAUGUGUUCAAUGCUGGGCCUACAGAAACAACACAAACAGAGAUGCAUCGCAUUAGAGGAUCAACUAGUUGAGUUGAUGAUAUUGCCGAUGGAGAAAUGCGAGCUAGAAACUGAAGAGGACGAAGUAUCAUCAACUCAUUGGUGUUGGCUACAUUUGUCAUCUCAAGUUAUUUACCUUAUACUCAUAGGUUUUGCAUCGUUCCCUAAUAUUGUGAUGGGACUUCAUAACAAGCUUAUAGGCCAUGAUUUGAAGAAAGGCCGGGACCAUUUGAUGUGGGUCCUUCUACAGUUUAUUUCAGGGAGUAUACAAAGGAAUCCACUGUCAAACUUUUUGCCUAUAAUCAAACUGUAUGAGCUGUUGUAUCCAGAGAAAGAACCAUUACCAGUGCCCGACUGUGCCAGAGCUCAUUGCACACACCAAAUGGCUGUUGUGUGUAUUUGGAUGCAUUUAUUGAAAAAAGCUGAAUCUGAACUUAAAACCAUGACAUUGCCGCAAAACCUGAAAGUACAGUAUGAAUACCUCCAGCAUUUGAUGACUUCUAAUAACACACCAACCAUAAUGGGCUCAGACUAUCGCAUAGCUCUACUAUGCAAUGCAUAUUCAACUAAUCAAGAAUAUUACUCCCGUCCGAUGGGCAUAAUCAUAGAGUCACUAUUUGGUAAUCAAAAGGCUAUACCGAAUGGAAACCCAACGACUACACCUCUACCGACAACACCAUUGUCUAUGUGUAUUCUAGACAGUUUGACGUUGCAUUGUAAGAUGUCACUGAUACACUCUAUAGUGUCCCAUGUAGCGAAACUUGCGCAGAAUAAAACUAAUAUACCAGGAAGUAGUAUGAUGGCACCAGCUCUAGUGGAGACAUAUAGCAGACUGCUUGUUUACACCGAGAUUGAGUCUUUGGGCAUAAAAGGAUUUAUAAAUCAACUGCUACCGAAUGUGUUCAAGUCUCACGCUUGGGGCAUCUUUCACAACCUGCUCGAUAUGUUUUCAUACCGAAUCCACCACAUACAACCCCACUACAGAGUUACGCUGCUAUCAAACAUACAUUCGCUUGCAGCAUGCCCUCAACCCAACCAGACUCAAUUGCAAUUAUGCUUUGAAAGCACAGCAUUGCGUCUAAUAACUAGCUUGGACAGUUCCGGUGUGCAGUUGCAAAUGUCCCGCGUGUUUUCGGAACCGAAGUCACUUGUGUCCAGCGAGAGUGAAGAACUUAACCGAGUCCUUGUGCUCACUCUUGCUCGUGGGAUCUGUAUGUCAGCUGCAGCAGCUGGCAAUGACGGUGCUGCGGUGAAGGAAUUGCUUACGACCAUUAUGACCAAUACUCCGCAUUUGUGGUCACAACACACACUGCAGUGCUUUCCGCCUGUACUUGUAGAGUUCUUUGCGCAGAAUCCAGCUCCAAAAGAGAACAAGCAAUUGCUGAAGAAGUCCGUGGAAGAAGAAUAUAGGAAAUGGACAUCUAUGGCGAACGACAACGACAUCAUAUCACACUUCUCUGUCCCUGGGACGCCGCUGUUCCUCUGUUUGCUUUGGAAAAUGAUCUUCGAGACCAACAGAAUCAACCCCAUCGCUUUCAAAAUCUUGGAGCGAAUCGGCGCGCGCGCACUGUCGGCGCACCUGCGCAAAUUCUGUGACUACCUCGUGUUUGAGGUGACCAACCCCGCCGGCGGGCCGCACAUCAACAAGUGUGUGGACGCUAUCAACGACAUCAUAUGGAAGUACAACAUCGUCACCAUAGACAGGCUCGUCUUAUGCCUCGUCCUUCGGCCGAACCCCGAUGGCAACGAGAGUCAAGUGUGCCUCUACAUCAUUCAACUGCUGCUUCUGAAAGGGUCCGAGCUGAGGAACAGGGCGCAGGACUUCGUCAAGGAGAACUCGCCGGAGCACUGGAAACAGAACAAUUGGUACGAGAGACAUUCGGCCUUCCAUCGCAAGUAUCCUGAGAAGUUUGCCCCGGAGGAGACAAGCGGCGCAUACGGCGGCCCCAUACCCGUCUACCUCAGCAACGUGUGCCUCCGUUUCAUACCCGUCAUGGACAUCGUGGUGCACCGCUACCUCGAGAUACCGCAAGUCAGCAAGAAUCUCGAACAACUGUUGGAGCAUUUGGGUUACUUAUACAAGUUUCACGAUCGUCCAGUAACAUUCCUGUACAACACACUCCACUACUACGAGUCGAAGUUACGAGACAAGCCACUUCUAAAGAGGAAACUCGUCAAUGCAGUUUUGGGCGCUUUGAAGGAUGUUCGCGCCAACAACUGGGCUACGACUGAGGCGUUCCAGACUUAUUUGUCCAACACCGAAGUUGACGUCACGACUUGGACCCCAGAGCUCAAUUAUUUCAUGAGUUUGGUUAGCCGAAUGGUUGACACGAUGAACGGCAACUCGCCUUUCCCGCCCACUGACUGGCGCUUCAACGAGUAUCCAAACCCUUCGGCGCACUGCCUCUACGUGACGUGCGUGGAACUGAUGACAUUGCCGGUACUACCGAACGUCGUCGCGGACGGUCUCCUGGAAGUUGCGACGAAAGGUUUCGUCGUCAUUCCGGCGACGAAACUGCAACUGUGGAUCAACACUAUUGGUAUAAUAAUGGCGGCGCUUCCCGACCCCUACUGGACAGUGAUCCACGAUAAGGUGUUCGAGUUGAUGUGCAGUAGUGAAAUGGUCGAGUGGGCGUACCCGUAUACUCCGUUCCAGUUGUUCAACAUGAGUCUAACGAACGACGCGCUGUUGGAAAAUAGAUACAGUAUGACACUCGCCUUGGCGCAUGCGGUGUGGUACCACGCCGGCGCCGGGCAGAUCAUGCAGAUCCCCACGUUUGUCAAAGAGAAGCUAAGUCCAGAGAUACAAGUAGAGAGCCAGUUGAUCUUCCUUUGCCACCUGGUGGGGCCCAUCUUGCAGCGGUUCAACUCUGACGUAUCCCGAGCUGUGAUGGACAUCACCAAGACAUUGUACGACUCCCUGGCGCACCUGGACAAGACACAGCCACAUCUGCAGUACAUAGAUCCCGUGUGCGACCUGCUGUAUCACAUAAAAUACAUGUUCGUGGGUGACACGAUGAAGAGCGAAGUAGAAGGUGUGAUAAGGAAACUUCGGCCGGCCCUGCAGAUGCGUUUACGUUUCAUAACGCAUUUGAACGUGGACCAAAUAAACACCGCCUAGCAAAGCGACUACUACAGCUACACUCCGUCGAGUUCCAGCUCGAGCUCCGAAUGACAGUUGUGCUGUAGUCCUCAAGCAGACAAUGAAUAGUGCAAACGUUAAGCAAUAAAAGACCCUUAAAUGUACCAUGAGGUACUGUGCUUUAUAAUAAAAUCGUUUUAUACCGGCAUAGAAAUCUUUCUAAAUAAAAGGAGAUGGUCCAAUUCAGGUUCACUCUUGUACACCAUAUUAUCAUUAAAAUUAAAAAUACAAGUUUUUUUUUUAUAAAAAACCAAAUAAGUGACUAAUUCUAAUUAAAUAAUAAGAAAUAAAUUAAAUUAAAAGCCAAGUUUUGAGUUAUAUCAAAAUGGCGCCCUCAAAGCAACUGUGACACGACAAUUGACAGUAAACGUCAAAACGACUACUGCAUUGAAAACGUCAUCCAUCCGCCAUUGUUACCCUCAUUAGUGUUGUAUUUCUUGGAAGAGAAUAAAUAUUAUUAUUUCAAAAGAAUUAAAGUAAAUUUCUUUUUUUUUCUUUAUUUCCACAAUUGUACAAUGACUGAUCCUGGGCUCCACACAAUUUUGGACCAUCUCCUUUACUGUUUAAAAUAUUACUCUAUGACUGGAAGCAUUAGUUAAUGAUAAUAGUUAAUAAAAUUUUGUUAUAAGUGUAAUUAAGUACUGACAUUUAUUUGAUCGACGAAAAAAUACAACUAAAUGUACAUAUUACGUUCGCAUACUGUCAUUCGUCCUACUUUUUAAUUUAAUUAGGAUUUUUUGGAGUUUACUCAUUAAGAAUCAAUUUUUCAUAUAUAGCCCCCGGUAUGAAAUAAAUAUGGGCAGUAAAAUUCGAUGUACGAAUGACAGCGUUACGUUUUUGUGCGCAACCUAUUCUGCGUACCUUUCACCGUGCGCUGCCGCCAACAGUUGCACGCAUGUGCACGCUGUUGGCGGGCGCGUACGCCGCGGCCUGCUACUCCUCGGUUGCGCCCUUUUCACUUUUCAGGCUUUGAGUAUUGAGACGUACAUAGUGUACGCUGCGAGGCAACAUACACCUAUUUAGACAGUCGAUCUGAAAGAGUAAACUCCAUUCGUGCGUCAGACAUGACACACUUUUUUUAACGUGUUAAUGAUUAUAAAUUGCGACAAUCAUAAAUUAAUAGUUAUAAUAGUUAACUGUACUCGGUAAGCGUAUUAAAGUGAUUUAAUUUAUUGGUAUUAAACCAUUGUGCCUCGUAAACAUACAAUGAAACAUGUAUAUGUUAUGUUGAUCAUUUUUCUGUUUCUUCAGUCAUUUCCUCAAUAGAUCACUGCCCAAAUUCGGGCAAAUCCUGACGUGAUAAAUGAUUAGUAGUGCUGACUUGCUGCCAGUGAAGAGAAAUAUAGACAAAAUAUAGUCCAAUGGCAACCGAGUUGCCCCAGACCCAUCUCUUUCGUACCAACGCAAUUAAAGAGAUAGCGGUAUUUCCGGUAGCUUCGCCAUUGGUUGAAUUUUGUAGAUUUACCUUUCUCUUUCUUUUAUAUCGUAUAGAGAAUAGAUACAGGUGAAUUCGAAACUCGAACUAGUGAGUUUUAAAAACACUGUUACUGAAUAGCUUACUUCAAGGUGUGAAAAUAUGCGAGUGUGCUUCCAAACUACUGUAGCUCUUUUCUAUAACUCAACACGACUCUCUUUGUCCCACAUAAUACUAUAGAUAGAGAAAGAUAGAGAUGAAUUCGAAACUCAUAUUGUUGAGUUAUAAAAAUAACUAAUUUUAAUUUUAAGAAUUAAUAUUUUAAAUUACGAAUAGAUUAAAGGCUUACUUAAUGUUAAUACGAAUAGUUAGGAUUAUUAAGUGUAAAGAAUAUACGAAUGAAAUACAGUUAAUCAAAUUAAAUUCAUAAGCUUUUCGUUUCAAAAUCUAGAAUAGUCAUAUUUUCCGAAUUCUUGCUAGAACAUUAAUAGACCUACAAUUAGAAUAUUAUUGUUUGAAAAAAUAAUUGCUCAAUAGUUCUGUUGCAUACAGUUUAAAAUUAACUGUAUAUUAUGACGUUGUAUUAUAUUAUAUAUAAUUCGAAACAAUGGAUGUAAAUUAGGAUAAAUAUACAAAUAAAGAUAAUGUCUUCUUGAAAAAUUGUUAGUACAAAAUUUUAGUCUCAUCAAAAAAAAAUCGAAACAUUCUGCUAGUACUGUUCAGGCGGAAUGUUUCGAUUUUUUUGAUGAGAAGUAUACAACUGUGCGAGGGCUAAAGUUUUGAGCUCAGCAGAUAGGGUUACGUACAUUAGCUGAGACGUGGGUUUCAGUUCCAAUUUCUUUCGGUUAAAUAUCUUCUAGAUCUGUAUAGGGUGUCCCAUAAUGGAUAAAACGCAAAUGAUCGAUACACCACCUAAUUAUCUGAAACUAAUUUGAAUAGUUUUCCAAAAAUCCCUAGGGUGACCAUGUUAUAUUUUAUUUCGGAUUUUUAAAAUUUUUCUAUCUUGAAUUAAUUUUUUAAGUGCUGUAGAUUAAAUUACUUAUGUAAGUUAAUACUAUUUUUAUAAAUAGUGUUUUAUUUGUUUGGUACAUGAAGCUUUGAGUGCAAUCAUUAUUUUUCUUUUAUUAAGAUGACCCGAUUUAAACAAUAGUUCUGUAAAAAGAAUGUAAAGAACUGAAGUGUACUAUCAUUUUAAAAACUUUUACACACAUCGAGGUGUGUAAAUUGGUAUAAAACUAGUACUUAUAGAUAAUUAGGUGAUGUAUCUACCAUUUGCGUUUUAUCCAUUAAUUACGGGACACGCUGUAUAGUCUUUAGCACAAUCAAGUUGUGUUGUUGUAAUUUGUUAUAGCUAAAGUAUAUGAAUUCAAACUUCAUAUGAAUUCAAACUUCAUAGCCCUCUAACAUCUUGUUAAGAUUAAUACAGCGGAGUUUACCUAAAAGCAAUAAAUGAUACAAAUAAUAUUUGCCUAGUGCAAGAUAGAUGGUGUCUAUUGACAGGAAAUUAUUUUGGUAAAAGUAAACCUAUGGAUGUAAUCGGUUGUUGGUAUCAAUGUAUGCCGAAGUAGCGGAUAUAAUAUUUUUCGAUAAUUAUAAAUAGUGUUACAAGAUGUAUACAUAAAUAAUAACAAUAUAUAUAGUUGGUGUCACAUAAAUAGAGCGACAAUCGACCUGUGUGUGUUUACUUACAUUUACACUGUUGUAAAUUAAUUUUCUCUCAUUAAUUUAUUCUAUAAGUAUCAACACUGCACUUUCUAAGUGUUAAUCGCUUUAUGAUUAAUAGAAACUCUAUGAAAUAUCUUAUCAGUUUGAUACAACACAAUCAAUUUUAUUUUUAAGUUUUAUUUUACGUUACUUUUUUUACAAUUUUUUAUUUUAUUUAAAUUGUUUUUAGUUAUGGAUAAUACUAAAGACUUUAGCGUAAUAAAAGUUAUCGUACUGUAUUCUAUCUAGAUCGGAUCGAAUUUUUCUUUUUUUCUAAGCUAGUUUGGUAUAGUUGUAUAGCUUGGCAACUUCGUUCUGGGGCGUGUAGCGAUGAAUGAAAACCCGAUGACUGAUGCAUCUCACUUAUCAUCAUCAUCUUUUUACUACAGUUUAUUAAGAGGGGGGUUUAGAUCUUUUUGUUUGUACAUAUUGAUAUUUUGUCUUGCCAAGGCAUAUUCUUAUACAUACAUACAGGAUGCUCGGGAGUAUUUUCCAUAACUCUGGGUUAUUUUCUUUACCGAAAAUUAAUUUAAAAUGUUCAAGGAACAUGUGUUUUAAAAUCAAUAUUUUCGGAGUAAAUAAUAUUUCUUUUGUAAAUAGAUCUUAAAAUGUGUCCCUUAUACGCAUCGUUAUAAUGAAGCAGCAAGUUUUACGUAUUUUAAAAUGCAAGGAUAGAUAAAGGUGUGUGUUAGAUGGAUAGUCGGAAUUAUUUGAAUUAGUUUGUAUGAAAACAUAAAACGUUAUUAUUUAUUAUUUAAAAAAAUAUUAGUUACGUAGUUCGGCUCCAAUAAGUGGACUCGUCAACACAUUUAAGUUAUGGCAAAUACUCCCGAGCAACCUGUAGAUAUUGACGGGCUGUUGUAAGUACACCACCUGUGUAACAUAUAUUCAUUCAUUAUUAUAAAAGUCCACCUUCAAACUACUGAAAUACUGAAUAAGCAACGUUUUUUUUUUAUUCAGAUAGACUCAGGACGGAGUUUCUGAGAUGUAUACACGUACUAAGAAAGUAGUUUUGGUAUUUGCAACUUUACAGGAUAUCUUCUUGAUGAGGAAUUUUGUAUAAAAUUAUUUUCUUCGAAGUAAAAAUGGUUAGUGGUUUCCAUGCAGACGAACUCGAAGGCGUAUGUUAGUGCUUUACAUAUAAAUGAUAAUUGAUCAAGCCCUGAUGGUGGAGCGAGAAGUUUAUUAAUGUCAGAGAAUUUUCAUGAUUUUCAAUUUGUUUUCUUAAUUUAGUUUUAAGUUACCUACAUUUUAUAUGUGUCCUCCACUAUGAAGUAAAGUGUACUUCAUAAGUAAGUUUAAGAUGUAAAAUUAAGUACUUAGGCUAAAAUGUAUUUGCACAUUACUCCAAUAAUCACAAUUAACUUUCAAAAAAUUGCAAUAAUUUUUAUCACAAAAUUGUUAUAUUACAUGAGUUUGUAAUAUACAAAUGUAUAUACAUCACUAAUGGUUGUUUUCAUUUAUUGUUAAGUCAUGACGUACAUCACGUUUAGUAUGAAUCAAAUCAAUUGUUUGUGUAUAUAAAACGGAUUUUGGAAAAUAAUUUUAUUUAGACAACGUGUUACUUAUUUGAUUAGUGCCUUACUUACUUUACCUUACUUCUUGUUGUUCUAACCAAGUUACUAAUCAACUCUCCACAAACGCUAACGCUUCGAAAAGUAAUUUCAUGAAUAGUUUAUAAAACUAAAUAAACACGCUUGAUACCGAUAUCAUGAGGGUGCAUUUCAAAUAGCCUGUCCGCCAUCUUGGACGUCCGCCAAAUUGGAUUUAAGCCACGUGACUAUUAUUUUGUCGCAUUCCUGACAGCAAACACUUUUAUUUGAUAUCCAUAUCAUGGGCGUGGAUUUCAAACAGCCAGCCCGCCAUCUUGGGGAGGCCGCCAUAAUGGAUUUGUAAUGAAUCAUUUGAAUUUCUUAGCUAGUCAUGUAUUUUCAUCAGAACUCAGAGCGUGUGCAAAAUUUCAUCCUAAUCAAAGACCGGGAAGUGGGUCAAAUUAAGAUUCCAAGAUUUUCUUACAUACGUAGUUACAAGUGAAGCUAAUAUAAGCGUGUUAAAAAGUGUAUGGGGAUGACAUUCAUUGCAAAUAAAUUAUUGAUAGGUCACGUAUUCAACCUAUCAAUCGUUUAUGCCAUUCCCAUACACUUAUAUUAUUAGUUUUCGUUAGCGUUUGUAGAAAGAGAAUUUGAAUGUGUAGCUUGACUUACAAUCCAUAUGUUGUGAUUUCUUCUCCAGACUGAAGCGUUUGGAACCAAUAUAGCUUUAAUUUUAAUUUAUCAGUAAUAUUUUACAAUAAUUUAAAAAUAAUAACAAAUGUUUGGAUUUUAGAACAAAGUUGAAAUAAUAUAACAUUGAACAAAUAAAUUUAAACUUUGUUAGUAAUUGGACUAAGAAACCUUUGUAAUUUACAUAAUACAUUUUGUAACGGUGAUAUAUUAUACUGUUAUAUUUAUUAAACAUAUUCGCUAUAUUAAUGUAUGAAGAUGACAUUUUCAGUAAUGACUGCAUUUAAAACGCCUUCUCUGUUUUUUCACAGCAGUUUGAGUAUAAUUCAUAUUUUGUAACAGGUUGUGUAGAAUUCAGUAUUGUUUUGUGCAAAAUUAUAAUUAAUGAAUUACAUUUUAUAUAAAGAAUACAUGAGUUGUAUAUUAUUUUGUUUUUAUUAUAAGUCCAGUAUUGUUAUAAGAUACUUAAUAAAUACAAUUAUACAUCA
Bicyclus anynana (squinting bush brown) is the source of this 10058-nucleotide messenger RNA. RefSeq names its product mediator of RNA polymerase II transcription subunit 23 (gene MED23). The record is from RefSeq and is a predicted model, not a curated record. The transcript has 18 exons. Gene Ontology annotation, cellular component: mediator complex; transcription regulator complex. Lineage: Eukaryota; Metazoa; Arthropoda; Insecta; Lepidoptera; Nymphalidae. Gene Ontology annotation, biological process: regulation of transcription by RNA polymerase II; positive regulation of gene expression. Bases 175 to 4209 code for a protein of 1344 amino acids.